AUGCACGUUCUAAAUCUGGGUGAACCGUGGAUCUUAGCUUCGAGUUCGGAAAAGAUAAGAGGGCUGAACAUUGACGACCUCCAUUUUCGCGAUACCACACAGUUUUUCAACCUCUCCUUGUCGAACCUGGUGGAAACGCUACUUACCAGCGGUGGCGAAAGCGCCUUCCUUUGUACGCGCCAAAUGUUUGAUGACCGUUUCCGCUGUCUCCUAAAGAAAGGCGUUUAUCCGUACACCUUCGUCGACAGUUUUGAAGCGUACGAUUUGCCCGCGCUACCGCCAAAGGAAGCUUUCAAAAAUGACCUGAACAAUGAAGAUAUCUCGGACGAGGACUAUCAGUACGCCCGUGAUAUUUUUGAAUAUUUUGAAUGUAGCAACCCUGGCGAUCACACGCGUCUCUACGUCACGCUCGACACCUGUCAGCUCUGCGACGUCGUGCUGUAUUUCAGGAAGAUUACGCUAGAGACGAAUGCGAUAGAUAUCUUACGCACCGUAUCCCUCGCCAGUUACGCGUGGAGCAGCGCACUGAAGCUCACCAAAGUCAAACUCGAGCUGAUGAGCGAUCGUGAGAUGUACGAAACGAUCGAGAAGGGAAUCAGGGGAGGCAUUUGUAACAGCUUCCACAGAUAUUGUCGGCCUAAUCACGAGGGAUGCGACGAUUACGACCCUCAACAAGAGAAAAAAUUGAUUCAGUACUUAGAUGUAAACAGUUUGUACGCUUAUGCCAUGACUUUCCAUCUUCCGACAGGUGGUUUUAAGUGGGUCGAUCCUUCCAGCUUGGGCGAUAUCGAUUUUCUCAAAAUUCCUCACGAUUCAGAAGUGGGCUACGUGUACGUGGUAGACCUGUCCAAUCCCGAAGAACUGCACGCGCUCAUGAGGAAUUUCCCUCUGGCACCCGAACACAGAACCGUGGACGAGGGUGAACUAUCCCCCUACCAAAGGAACUUGAAGGAGGCAUUGGCACUGAACGCGCCACCCAGGAGGAAAUUGUUACUGAUAUGUUACGACAAAGAAAGUUAUGUCGUGCACUAUUAUCUGCACGCUCUCUACGUGAGGUUGGGCAUGAAAAUAAAACACAUUCACGCCAUCCUCUCAUUCCGCCAAGACAAUUUUUUGUCCGUCUUCGUGCAUAGAAACCUCGCAUUGAGGAAUGUCUCAACCACAAAAUUCGAGCGUUUACUGUAUAAGACCAUAACAAAUAGCACGUUCGGGAAAACGAUUCAAAAUGUGAGACGCAUGAAGAGGUACACCAUAGCCUACGACAAAGAAAGUGCGCUCAAAAAAGCUAGUGCCGUCGACUUCCAGCAUUUCCACAUCCUGAGUGACAAGUGCAUCUUGUACGAGAUGAAACAGCGUCGUAUCAAAUGCACGCACCCAAUUUACGUGGGCUUUGCCAUUUUAGAGAUAUCCAAAGUCCGAAUGUACAGCUCCAUUUACGAGUCACUCUUUUCUCACUUAUCCUGUUCAGUGCAGUUGAUCUAUGGAGAUACGGACAGUAUAAUUUUUGCUCUCACGUGCGAGAGCCUCGUAGAGCAGCUGAUGGAAAUUCAGCACGAGCUAGAUCUCUCCUCCUAUCCACCUGACCAUCCACUUUUCAACGCCGAGCACGCGAACCAGAUUGGGUACUUCAAAGACGAAACGGGAGGAGGAGACACUUGUUACACGAAGUGUACCGAGAUUCUCUAUUCAAUGAAAGGACAGUCUGUCAGAAGCAGUGCACCAUCCAGAGCAUAA
Messenger RNA from Ornithodoros turicata, 1734 nucleotides. RefSeq lists its product as uncharacterized. The coding region runs from base 1 to 1734 and encodes 577 amino acids. Lineage: Eukaryota; Metazoa; Arthropoda; Arachnida; Ixodida; Argasidae. Gene Ontology annotation, biological process: DNA replication. The record is from RefSeq and is a predicted model, not a curated record. Gene Ontology annotation, molecular function: DNA binding; nucleotide binding; DNA-directed DNA polymerase activity. The transcript has a single exon.